Molecule: messenger RNA, 1422 nt
Organism: Striga hermonthica
Lineage: Eukaryota; Viridiplantae; Streptophyta; Magnoliopsida; Lamiales; Orobanchaceae
Source: the annotation of a GenBank genome assembly
AUGUUUGAUUGGAACGACGAGGAGUUAACAAAUAUCAUAUGGGGUGAUGGUGGAGAAAGUGAUGAUCACAUUGUUCCGUAUCCUGAUCAAAUCGAAGAGAAACCCGCAGUGCUAUACGGGAAAGAAUCUAAUCACCAAUCUUCGACUAUUAUUAGCCCGCUUGAACCGAAGAAACAUACUGCCAAGCCCGAAUCUGAUGAUUCUACAAGAGCUUCUGCCUCAAAUGGCAAAUCAACAAGCCCCAAAAAGAGCUCCGUACCAGAUGAGAUGGCGCAAUUGGAUAAGGAUUCGGGAAUAUUUGAAAAUCCAGCGGAAGAACGAGAAGACGGCGACUUUGUUGACUAUGGGUGGGCAAAUAUAGGAAGUUUCGAUGAUCUAGACAGGAUAUUUAGCAACAAUGACCCAAUAUUUGGGGACUUAAGUGUCGGUAAUGCUGAAGAGCUAUGGCCAUCUUCUAAAGACGGCAACAGGAAGAAAAAGUUUGCAAAGGGUGAGGAAGCAAGCAAGAAAAGUGAAAGAAAGGCAUGGGCAAAGCCUUUUCAACAAAUUAACAGUGUGUAUUCAUCUCAAAUUACACAUCAGCAAAUCCCUGUGGCAUCCCCUUUGUAUGGUAGCAACAUGAUGAAUCAAUACUUACCCACACAAUUCCAUCCUUUGGAUAGAAAAGAUCACGAACGAGCCGAUGUGCUGCCAGCUAUGACGCCCAAAGAAAAAAUCGAGAAGCUGAGGAGACGGCAGCAGAUGAGGGCAAUAAUGGCAAUUCAAAAGCAGCAGCUGCACUUCAAAAAGCAAGCUUCUCAGCAUUCAAAAGUAGCAGCUGCAGUUGAGAACUAUCAUUCGGUUGUUGAAAAUUACUCGGUAGAGGAAUCAGUGCUAUACCGGGUUCAAGAUCACAUAUCUAAAAUGGACAUGCGAAUAAGACUUUGCAUACGGGACAGUUUGUAUCGGCUGGCCCAAAGUGCUAUGUGGAGACAAUAUCCAAAUGAGAUGAGCAGUGGCAGUGGCAGCACAUGCAGCAGAGAUGAACUUGGGAGCAACAAAGAUUCAAAUGGCCAUGAGAGGUUUACUAGAAUGCCGGAUGUAGAGACAGAUACAAAUCCGAUUGACCGUGCGGUGGCCCAUUUGCUCUUUCACCAGCCUAUCGAAUUCUCUGGCAAACCUGCUGAGACACCCGAAUCGCCUCUAUCAGGCAACCACAUAAAGAAAGCUAGUCCAAUCAAAAGCUUGGGAAAGGGAUAUUUUCCCGAGAGUGCUGAAAACAAUACUCACAUCACGUCCCCGCUUGAACCAAAACCUCCUACUGCCAUAUUUCCACAAGGAGAUGAGUCUCAAAAUAAUCUUUGUUUUGUUACAUCCAAAAAUGCUAUGAACAAUGAAAGUACAGAUGUAGUCCAGAUGAAUGACGAAAAAUCUUCCAAAUGA